Zingiber officinale is the source of this 1013-nucleotide messenger RNA. RefSeq names its product E3 ubiquitin-protein ligase RNF170-like. The transcript has 5 exons. Gene Ontology annotation, molecular function: ubiquitin protein ligase activity. Bases 201 to 752 code for a protein of 183 amino acids. Lineage: Eukaryota; Viridiplantae; Streptophyta; Magnoliopsida; Zingiberales; Zingiberaceae. The record is from RefSeq and is a predicted model, not a curated record.
CUCCUUAUUUUAUGAUUAUAUCAAACGAGAAUGGCGAGCGAUAAGCCGAAGUCUUCGCGAAGUAAACGGGAGCAGGCGUUGAUCUGCUGCCGGUGAGCGCUUCGAUCGAGGGGAGGGGCUUCGGGAGAUCCUCUUCAUACCAAUCCCGGCGCUUGCAACCGAGGGAUUGACCAGGGAACGAGGGAACGCCGGGGGAAGCCAUGGUUAUGCCGCCGUCCGGCGAUGUGUGCUGCGUCUGCCACGAGCGGUUUCGGCUCCCCUGCCAAGCCAACUGUUCGCACUGGUUCUGCGGGAAUUGUAUUCUGAGGGUCUGGAAUUCUGGAUUUGUGCUCCAGCCAUGCAAGUGUCCCCUAUGCCGUCGUGCUAUAACUCUGCUUAUACCUGCAUCAACGAUAAAUGAGGACCAUGACCGGGAAGCUUAUCAAGUACUUCAGAGUAUUGAGAAUUACAAUCGCCAGUUCGGCAGAAACCCAAGCCUUAUUCAGAGGUUUCAGGAUGUUCCAUUCUUCAUAAGAAGGUUAUUGAGAGAAUUUAUGGAUCCUCAGAGAGCACUUCCCUUCGUCUUCAGAGCACGAACAGCCUUGUCUGUAUUACUGAGUAUUGGUUAUGUUGCGAGCCCCUUCGACAUUUUAUCAGAAAGGAUUUAUGGUUUUGUUGGUUUUCUCGAUGAUUUCUUAGUACUGGUGAUGGUGUUCAUCCACCUUGCUAACAUGUAUCGCGGUUUACUUCUGAAUCGCCAUGGAGGUGCUUAAAAUGCCCCACCUAGCAUCACAUAUGAAAGGGACUUAUUGAAGAUAGUAUUUGUGGUAAAUUUCCUAAGAGUCAAAAACCAAAUUAUGAAAAAUUUCUAUUGAGAUGUCAUGUUCUUAAUGUGUGUAUGUAUAAGCAGUACCAGCUCUUUUUUUCAGCUCUUUUUUUCAGCUUGAAACUUGAACAGAUUCUCAUUUAUCGAAACAUCUGACAAUGCGAUUUUAGCAAUCCUAUUUCCAUAAUAUCAAAUGGUGUUUGUACUA